This is a messenger RNA of Paramecium tetraurelia, 681 nucleotides long. RefSeq lists its product as uncharacterized. Gene Ontology annotation, biological process: electron transport chain. Lineage: Eukaryota; Ciliophora; Oligohymenophorea; Peniculida; Parameciidae. The transcript is spliced from 5 exons. Gene Ontology annotation, molecular function: electron-transferring-flavoprotein dehydrogenase activity. The record is from RefSeq and is a predicted model, not a curated record.
AUGAUUGAUCACUUUUUUCAUUUAGGUCGAUUGAGAUUUUACAUAAUUAUAAUAAAUAGAAAUCAAUUUCCAGUUCUUUUUAGUUAAAAUGAGCAAUAAAAAUUAAUAAUUUCGAAGAAAUACCUCAAUAAAUAAAGAAGAAUAGUAGUUUAAUACGAAUUUAAUAAUGCCUAUUUUUAGAUCUAAAUAUAAUAUUAAUGCUAAAAAGUUGCGAAAUUUCUUUUCUCACUCUAAAAGAUCCAAUUUGACAUACUUAUAGUUGGUGUAGGGCCAGCAAGUUUAUCAGGAGUAAUAAGAAUUAAGGAUUUGGAUUCUAACAAAUCAGUUGUUGUGAAUGUUGGCAGCAGAAACUAUUUGUGCAAAACAAAAUUUGAAUAUGAGGAUGAUGUUAAAUAAUCUUGGAUCUAUGAUGAAUUGUCUAGAUCAAGAAAUUUCAAGGGUUCAUUUUAAUACAAUAUUUAUUUUGGAUUGAUAUGGGAACCUUGGAAUAUCAAAUCACAUGUCAAAGAAAGCGAAUCUUAUUUGACUAAAGACUAGGUUCCUUAGAUUAAAUAUGAGAAACCAGAUAGAAAAUUAACCUUUGAUUUUUAGAUAACUUAGAAAGAAGUGGGACCAAUCAUGAACAUGAUCAACCAGCUCAUCUUAAAGUAAUCAAAGAGGUUGAACCUAAGGAAAACUUGA